Molecule: messenger RNA, 2121 nt
Organism: Triticum turgidum subsp. durum (durum wheat)
Lineage: Eukaryota; Viridiplantae; Streptophyta; Magnoliopsida; Poales; Poaceae
Source: the annotation of a GenBank genome assembly
AUGUCGACUUCAGACAGCAGAGUCAGUGAUACAAGAAGCGCCCAAGACUCAUCCUCCAUUUCAACGGGCGGUAGCGCAGAACAACAAGGCUUGAGUAGCGCCAUAGAAAUAAUGGACAAACUAAAUGCUAUUCGUGCUGAGCUUGUUGAUGCCGAGGAGAAACAAUGUGCUGUUGAGGAACAACUUUUUGGCGAACCGAUUGCACCUGCUGCUGGCAGUGGCACUCCUUUUAUAGAGAAACCAUUUGGCACUGAAUGCGCACCUCGUCAAAAACGCUAUCUAACCAGUGCCGGAAUACCUCGACAUUUGUCUUCCAUUGUCGUCUCCAUUGCUUUGUUUGAUGGAGAAAAGAUGUUAUUUGCUUGCUCGGGCAUACCUCUACCGUACGGAAGAACUGCAUUACGGCUGACAAGAUUUGUGACCUCUGCACGUUUGGCUACUGCAUAUACCUCUAAUAGAAACAGAGAUGAUGAUUUGAGGGUCAAAGUGCGCCUUCCUGAUAACACUACUACCGGCGGGUUGUUGGGUCUAUAUGAUCAACAAAUUGCAAUUGUCACGACCGCGGACCUCCCAUCUCUCCAUGAAGUUGAUCUGAAUCCUCAGCAUCGAAAGCCCUCUUGUGGUGAUCCAAUACUAGCUGUCGGACGUGCCUUCACGUCAGGCAGUUUGAUGGCUGCGUCAGGCAGUUUGGCCGCACAUGAGUCUCAGAGUAGAAAGCCUUCCAUGUGGGUUUCUGAAGAUCCGUUGACAGAGGCUGUAUUUGGAGGGCCAAUUAUAGGAACUGGUGGUAGAUUUCUUGGGAUGAGCCUUCCUAUUGACGAUUCAGAUGAUUUUACUGGAAGAAAUGUCAUGUUCCUUCGAGGGGUGAUACUUCUUAAUCGCUUGAGGCAUUUUGGGAUACUCAAUCCUAAAAAACUCGACUUCCGUGGUUAUUCGUUGCCUUCAGAUGUAUUCUGUGCAAGCCCUUCAGGAUUUAGGAGAGAGAUUAACCGUCUGAAAUCUCUUGGCUAUCCCAUGGCACCACCACUUGUGCUUGAAUUCAAAGGGGAAUUGCUUAAUAGAUUUGAAGGAUAUUUUGGUGGUUUACUUGCUCUGGAAGGGUAUCCUUAUGAUGAUCCACCCUUUGUUCAUGAGAAUCGUGUCUGGGGGCAAUUUCCAAAUGAAGUUGUUUCUGAUAUAUCCCAACGUGUUGUCUCACUCAAAUCAUUCCGUGGACAUGUGAGGUAUUUUGCAUGCACAGGGUUGCUUAUAUGGUGGCCUGAAAGUAGUGGGGCAUGCUCUGUCAUUCUCACUUCAGCCAGUUUGGUUAGAGGUCAUGAUAAUGAGUACUAUAUUGAUAGCUUGAGGUGUGGUGAUUCUGGGGUUGGAUGUCAUGAUGAUGAUGACCAUAUUACGAACUUGAGGAUUGAGGUGUCUCUCCCACAAAAUAGGACCGUCACUGGGACAUUGGAAUGGUAUAACGUGGACUACAACAUAGCUAUUGUCAGUGUUGGGGAUUAUGUCUGUGCUUGUCGCCCAGAAAAUAUUUUUAAUGCGGUGCAGAUGCCAUCUCGAAAUGCUCUACCUACUUUGGGUCGAAGAAAAUUCCCUUCAUUGGUUGGAAAAGUAGUAGCCAUAGGGUUUAACACUCAAAAAAGAUUAUUAAUGGCCUCAAUGGGAGAAGUGAAGCAGAGAAACAAGGGCAUCAAACUUGACUCAGUUGGUGAAGUGAAGCGGAGAAGCAAGCGUAUCAAAUUACUUGGUGAAGUGAAGCAGCGAAACAAUGGUAGUAUCAAACUUGACUGCAGAUAUCUUAAACUGUCCACUUGUAAAAUCAACAAGGCUGGGAUUGGAGGGCCUCUUAUUAACUUGGGUGGGAGUUUUGUUGGUAUGAACUUCUAUGAUGGAAGUGAAGAAACUCCUUUCCUGCCAAGGAGUAAGAUUGUUGAAGUUCUGAAGAGAGUGGUUGGUCUCUCACUACCAUCAAGAUCAUUGAAUGGUCGUCCUGAGCACAUAGAAUAUGGUGCUCGAGGCAGGACAAGGAAAAAUAGGUGGCCUGUGCCCGAGCCAUAUUGGUACCAUGGUCUACUUGAGCUGGAUAUGUACCAUCUCCCGGAGUUUCGUGGAAGGACUCUGCUUUAG